AUGGGCGAGGAUGUGUCAUACUGGACGUCCAUGUACACCACGACCCCCGCGGUGCUGCCGGUAUUGGCCCUGCCCAAUUCUCAGCAGGAGGCUCGUUCCUCCCCCGUGGCGUGGGACCAACACGCCGGCGCCGCACGGCUGAACGCCGUGCUAGCCUUCCGCAUCCGCGAGCGCGCAAAGAGGCACAAGGUCUCCCCCAUGCACUUCUUCCUCGCCGCCUACCACGUGCUCCUGGCCCGCCUCGCGGCCCGCGCCGGCGGGGACAUGUGCGUCGGCAUAGCAGACACCAACCGCGCGACCGUGCAGGACGUCGCCGCGAUGGGCUACUUCGCCAACCUCCUCCCCGUGCGCAUGGCGCUCGAGCCGACGUUUGCGGCCCAGCUCGAGGCCACCAAGGACCGCCUGCGCCAGGGCCUCGACAUCUCGGCGCCCACGCACGCGCCUCUCUGCCAGGCUGUGUUUGACUACAGACAGGGAGGGGCUGAGAGCGAGCUCGCUGUAUGGGCCGGGGCAUCCUAA
Messenger RNA from Diaporthe batatas, 519 nucleotides. RefSeq lists its product as uncharacterized. The transcript has 2 exons. Bases 1 to 519 code for a protein of 172 amino acids. Lineage: Eukaryota; Fungi; Ascomycota; Sordariomycetes; Diaporthales; Diaporthaceae. The record is from RefSeq and is a predicted model, not a curated record. Gene Ontology annotation, molecular function: catalytic activity.